AUGUUGAGGCAACUGCUGCUGUCCUUGGGAGUCCUACAGGUGACCCUGGCCUUCCUGGCUUCUGGCCAGGGCCAUCUGGACGAAAGGGGACCCAUCCUGGAAGAGACAGGCAGGCCCAGUUCCCCAGACCUUGAGAUGGUCAAGGAGAUCCACAUCCCAGAUUUUAAACAAGUGGCUCUGGAAACACAAAGAGUCCAAGAUGAUCUUGCACCAGCAGCCAGCAUGAUGAUGAUUUCAGCAGCCCUGCAGGCCCAGGACCGGGAAGGGCGUUCCCUGCGGAGAUGUGUCCGUGUCCAGGAAUCCUGCCUUGGGCACAAACUGCCAUGCUGUGACCCAUGUGCCACUUGCUACUGCCGCUUUUUCAACGCUAACUGCUUCUGCAAGAAAUUUAGCAGUACUUUCCCCUGUGGCAGGAACUAG
Molecule: messenger RNA, 420 nt
Organism: Thamnophis elegans (Western terrestrial garter snake)
Lineage: Eukaryota; Metazoa; Chordata; Lepidosauria; Squamata; Natricidae
Gene: AGRP
Product: agouti related neuropeptide
Exons: 3
Coding region: 1-420 (139 amino acids)
Biological process (GO): hormone-mediated signaling pathway; adult feeding behavior; positive regulation of feeding behavior
Cellular component (GO): extracellular region
Molecular function (GO): type 1 melanocortin receptor binding; neuropeptide hormone activity
Source: RefSeq, a predicted model, not a curated record